GCGUCGCUGCACUAGCGAUUCUCUCAGAUGGAGAGGAAAUCAGAAGCAGCCAAACCUUGUUUCAAAACAUUAUCGUGUUCGUCCAAAAUCGAACCCGUAUCGACAAUACAUUCUCAGAAAAUUCAGAAGUUGAAGUCUGGUGUUUAUAACGAAGAUGAUGAAUCAGAGAGCUUCUCUGAUAUCGAUGAUGCUGAGGUGUGUAAGUACCUUAACAACAAGAAGGAAGCACGCUACAAAAGGAUGAUUUGGGAAGCGAUGAAUAAAGAUCAUCAGAAGGGAAGUAAAGAAAAGCGAGCCAGAAAAGCUACCAAAGAUGAUCCAACAAAAGAAGUUGUCAAACCUGCGCGUAAAAUGGAUAAUGAGAAGAGAUUGAAUUCAAAGAUCAACUAUGAUAUGCUAAAUAAGCUAAACCAUGAUGAGGUUCAUAAAAUGGACAAUGGAGAAGAUGUGGGUGACCAUUGUGGCCAUCAUGUUGAGAUGCAGCUCAUCAAUGAUAAAUCAAAUUCUGAAGUAUACAGUUCAGGGGAUGAUAAUGAAAAUGCGAUUGACCCUGAAAAUGGUGGUUGUUAAGAUACUUAUUCUGCUGAAGACUACUGUGAAACUAAGGAUUUUGGAAAUGAUGAGGAUGGUUACUUCUAUGAUGAAGAGUAUGACGAUAGUGAGUAUUAAUGCAUUCCUUAAAAAAUAUAUUUAUAUAUUUCUAAACAACUUCCUUUAGAAUUUU
Molecule: messenger RNA, 724 nt
Organism: Morus notabilis
Lineage: Eukaryota; Viridiplantae; Streptophyta; Magnoliopsida; Rosales; Moraceae
Exons: 6
Coding region: 28-570 (180 amino acids)
Source: RefSeq, a predicted model, not a curated record